CCAGCCACCACUUAUCCACAACACGACCCAGCCAGCCACCCACCAUCCUCCACCACCACAACCCACCACCACCACCACCACCCACCACCACCACGAGGCCUCCUCCCCCACCACGCCACGCCGCAUGUAUGACCGGCGGACGCUUUGACUUCGACGAUGGCGGCGCGUUCUGCGGCGGCUGGGAGCAGGGCAAGGCGCACGGCCACGGUGUGUGCACGGGCCCCCAGGGCCAGGGCGAAUUCGCCGGCUCGUGGAGCCACGGCUUCGAGGUGGCUGGCGUCUACACGUGGCCCAGCGGCAACACCUACCGAGGCCAUUGGGCGCAGGGCAAGCGGCACGGCCUCGGCGUGGAGGAGAAGGGCAGCCGCUGGGUGUACUCGGGCGAGUGGACGUACGGGUGCAAGGGCCGCUACGGGACGAGGCGGGCCAGGGCGGGCGGCGCCAGCUACGAGGGCACCUGGGGGAACGGUGCGCAGGACGGGUACGGUGUGGAGACCUACUCGGAUGGAGGCACCUACCAGGGCCAGUGGGUGAACGGGGAGCGCCAUGGCUACGGGCUGCGGCAAAGCGUGCCGUACGGCAUGGCGUCGGUGUACCGCGCGGCCCACCGCUCCUCCCUGCUCUCCAUCCGUAGCGCCGGCGAGCAGAGCAACGGCACCGCCGAGCAGCCCCAGCCCAACGCCGCGCCCGGCGCCCCCGGCUUGCUGACGACCCGCGCCGGCUUCGCCCUCGCCGGCCUCGCCGCGGGCGCCAACGCCAAGCCCGAGAAGGCGGCCAAGAAGCGCGGCCUGUUCCGCAGCGGCUCGCUGCUCAGCGGGCUGAAGCUGCGCAAGUCGGACUCCAAGGCGUCGCUCUCGAGUCAGCUGAGCAAGCGCAGCUCCUUCCGCAGCGAGGCCGGCGACAGCCUCGCCGAGUCGGAGAUGAGCUUCGGCGACGUCGGCCGGGACUCGCCCGUCGCCGGCACGACCGCGGCGGCGACGACCGCCGCCGCCGGCGCCGGCUCGGCGGCGGCGGCGGCGGCGGCGGACGAGGAGGAGGAGGCGGCGCGCCUGGACGACGCGUCGGCCACGGAGAGCUACGCGGGGGAGUGGCGCGGCGACCGUCGCUGCGGCUUCGGCGUGGCCGAGCGCUCCGACGGGCUGCGCUACGAGGGCGAGUGGCUGGACGACGAGCGCCACGGCUACGGGCGCACGACCGCGGCCGACGGGCGCGCCGAGGAGGGCAAGUACAAGCGCGGCGCCCUGCCCACGGGCGCCGGGGCCCGCCGGCGGGCGCUCAUCCCGCUGCGCGCCGGCAAGGUGCGCGGCAAGGUGGAGCGAGCCGUCGAGGGCGCCAACCGGGCCGCCGCCAUCGCGCGCCAGAAGGCCGACAUCGCCGCGUCCAGGGCCGGGCACGCGCGGAGCAAGGCGGAAGCCGCCGACUCGGCGGGCGAGGUGGCGCAGGAGGAGGCGAGGACGGCGCGUGGCAUCGCCAAGGAGCUCUCGCCGUCCUUCCACCAGCCCGGCCUCGAGUACCAGCGGCAGAAGUCGGCACGCGAGGCCGCGGGCGAGGAGCACAAGUACCGCGGCUCCGACGAGCCCAUCGACCGCUACAGCCCCGAGCUCUACCACGGCGGCGACGACGGCACGGCCCGCUCCACCCCGCGCUCCUCCAGCCCUCCGCCGAGCCCCGGGGGCGGCGGCGGCGGCGGCGGCGGCGGGCUGCAGCUCCGCGGGGGGAACCCGGCGCCGUUCGUCACGCGGUCCAGCCCCGAGCUGCGGCACUGCGGCGCCGCGGCGGCGUCGGGCGCCGCGGGCGAUGGCCAACGCGGCCGUGGAGCGGCGGGGAACAACGGGAGACGGGAGCCGGCGCCGAUCGGGCGGACCGCCGCGCCGCCGCGGAGGCGCCGGCGGACGAGCGGAAGCGGCGCGCCGACGGCGACAUCGGCGCAGGGGUCGCGCCGUCGCCCGGCGGCGGCGGCGGCGGCGUGACGGCGGCGA
Petromyzon marinus (sea lamprey) is the source of this 1979-nucleotide messenger RNA. RefSeq lists its product as uncharacterized. The record is from RefSeq and is a predicted model, not a curated record. Gene Ontology annotation, biological process: regulation of synaptic plasticity. Gene Ontology annotation, cellular component: endoplasmic reticulum membrane; junctional membrane complex; plasma membrane. NCBI's taxonomy places the organism in Eukaryota, Metazoa, Chordata, Hyperoartia, Petromyzontiformes, Petromyzontidae.